CCAGACGCGCAUAUUUAGUCACCAUUAGCACCACCCAGUUUACCAGUUCUCAUAGCCAGCAUCUUAUCAGCGAGAUGAGAAAGUGCAAGGUAUUUGUCGGGAACUCCCACCCCAAGUUGGGUCAGCUAGUGUGCGAGAAGUUGGGUAUCGACCCUGCUCCAGUCACACUCAAGAAAUUUGCCAACGGAGAGACUUCUGUGCAGAUAGGCGUUUCUGUGAGAGACGAGGACGUAUACAUCAUCCAGUCGGGCUCGCCAGAAACCAAUGACCAUAUCAUGGAGCUGCUGAUUCUGAUUUCUGCGUGCAGAGGUGGUUCUGCAGCAAAGAUCACUGCCGUCAUUCCCCAGUUCCCUUACUCCAAGCAAUCGAAGAUGAAAAAACACCGUGGGGCCAUCACGGCGCGGAUGUUGGCCAAUCUGCUGAUUAUGGCUGGUGCUGACCACGUGGUGUCGAUGGAUUUGCACGCUUCCCAGAUGCAGGGCUUUUUCUCCAAGCCGGUGGAUAAUCUGUAUGCGGGCCCCACGCUGGCGCACUGGAUCCGCCAGAACAUCGAGAACUACAGCGAGGCUGUUGUAGUGUCGAAAAACCCAGGAGGAACGAAGCGCGUGACCGCCCUGGCCGACCAGCUCAAGGUCAACUUUGCCAUGAUCCACACCGACAGAAGGCGGACCAGAGACGGGUUCAUGGGCAAAAAAGUGAGAGGCAAGCAGCCGGCCGCCAAGAUUAACACCACCGAGAACGGCGAGGUGGAACAGGAAAAUGUCAUAGUAAGCACCGACAUCCAGACUGCGAGAAUCGUGAAAGGACAUGUGGUAGAGGAUACCUCUGCUCCGCACGAGGAGCCGCAGGUUCAGCACACCUCUGACAUUGCGAACGACAACUCGGACGACGAGGACGAGCCCGAGUUCAACGCCAGCGAGAAGCUGAUCACUUUGGUCGGAAACGUCCAGAACAGACCAGCCAUCAUUGUCGACGAUAUGAUUGACAAGCACACCUCGUUCAUUGCUGCUGCAGAGCACUUGAGAAUGAACUGCGGUGCGAAAAAGUGCUACGUGGUGGCUACGCACGGGAUAUUUGCCAACGACUGUCUCGAGAGACUGAACGAGUGCGAGUAUAUCGACGGCAUCAUCGUCACCAACACGUAUCCGAUCUCCGAAACCAAGGCCCAAAACUGCAAAAAACUCACCGUCAUCGACGUUUCGCCGAUCUUCGCCGAGUGUAUCAGAAGAGAUCAUUUUGGCGAAAGCAUCAGCGUGCUGUUCGAUUCUCUGGCCGUGAUAACCUAAGAUAAAUAAAUUAUUUCAACGUAUUUAAUUAAGGCUUGGCCUCUGCCAACGGGCUCGAGAUGUUCACUGGAGUGAACCGCUUAGGCAGCGACACUCUGGAGAACCGGCUCUUCAGCUUCUGCUGCAUAAAGUCCAUGUCCAGGUGUCUGGUCAGACUGAUCCGGCGAAUACACGAGAUAUAGUGUUUUUCGUCUAGUUGUACAUCCAGCGGGUCCUGGGUAUGGCAGCCCGGCGACAGAAGCAGUCUGAUGGAAUGCGUCUUGCCACCCACACUGUCCUCCGACUCGUAGAGCUCGAAUACGAUCUGCGACAGAUAGUCGAGCUCGGGAAGCGCGUUACGGGCAAUUUUCAUCGGCAGCUUCGACUCGUAGAUGAUGUUCAGCAGCGUGUAGAUAUGCGAUUCUUUGGUAAAAUACACGCGUGUGGCGGCCUUGUCGGUCUCCUUGAUGGCCGAGAUGUCGCUCAUGAUCUGUCUGGCCAAUGGAAGCGACGUAAGCAACCCAAUAUCCAGUUUCUCUUGCUCUUCAAUACCGUACUCCUGAGGACAGAUGAAAUCGAAGAGAACUUUGGCCAGUCUGUACAAUUCCCGCAAAAGGUUGUAUUUUGGAUCGUCAAACGGAGAGCUAUGGUCGUCGCGAGAGGACGGCUUGUACGAGGACGAAAGAACCCAACCGAUCGAGCCUGCUGGAUUGGACGAGUUCGAUGGAGACGAGUUGUCGAGCGACGAGUCGUUAACCUUGAAGUUGUUCAUAGCAAGAACAUUGAUCGGAUACUGUCUGACCAGCGAGCAGCCUAGCUGGCCUGUGUCCUCACGGUCGUCGCUGAUGAAGAUCUUCUGCAAAAAGUCGCGGUUGUGUAGAGCGUCAUAUUUCAUUGUGUCGUAGAGCUCGCUGAUUUUCGACGGGUGCACUUUUUCAACGCUGACAAACUCCUGGAACAACUUGUCCCACCUCUCUCUGAACAGGUACGGAUCCUCACCACAACACCACUCCUUCUGGAAGUUUUCAACGUCCUUGGUCUCGAAAUUUUUCUCCAUGAUUUUGCGAUGGUGGUUCAUCAGCUCCACAACUCGCUUAAUCACCACAAACGGUUCUGGCAUCCGUGGAGGCCAGGCAAACUGUGGAGGAGCCUCUUUGCCCUGUCUUAACAAUGGCUUCAACUUCUUUUUGACCUUGUCCAUCAGAUCCUUGGCGGCAUUCGAAUCGUCCAGAAGAUCUUUGCGGACCUGCAGAAAGUCUUCAGGCAACUCGUUUUCCGCAAUGAACGAUUUGGCAAAGAGUUGCGCCGAUGCAACCACCCUCCUCUCUGAGGAAGUGUAGAUCUGUACGUCUUUCAGAGCGUCUUUAUUCAGCAGCUGAAUAUCCUGCCGUAACUGCUCUCCCACGUCCGAAGCCUGGUAUCGGGCCGAGUGGGUAGGCUCUCCGCCCCAUUUGAUGAUUAAUUGUACUUUUUCAAUGUCACCCUUGUCGUUGAGUGACGGCUUCAGCUGAACUUUGGUACCUGGGAAAUUCAUCUUCUUUUCCAAGGCUGUAGCCAACUGCAUCAAUUUUGUUUCAUCCUCCAACUGCUGCUCCUGGGCCACACGCACGGUCUGGAGAACAAUCUUUAAGUCUCGAAUCUCGCGAAUAAUAACCUCCUCCUUAUAACCCUUGAGCAGAGAUAUAAAUAUGGGCGACUUGAACGAAUACUUGAACUUCUGCUUAGGUGUUCUGUCUGCGUGUCUCACCACAGAAAUCAUGCCUUUGAACACCCAUUUUUGUUUCUUUUCCUCUGAAGUUAAUGUGGCCGAGUUCUUCAAACGCUCGCUCUUGGCCUUCAGAAACGUUUGUCUCAAAAUCGAGGCACACUGAUCGUAGUAACCCUCGUUGUCCUUCACAAAAGAAAAGCCGUUGACGUCGAUGACAUAACUCUUACCACUAGUUCUCAGCAGAUCAAAGCCGCAAAUCGUUUGUUCAAACGCCCGGCUCACCUUCUUCGCAAUUUCCCUUUCCUCCUGCGACAACUUGGUAAGAUAUCUGACCUCCUUGCCAUGUGUAUUCCUGCGCACAAUGCCGUCCACCACUGGCGACUUUCUUGUCUCCGCAUGGCAGAACUCGGUGCCGACAGUGUAUGCCUUGACGUCUUCGAAGUUGUCGGUAUCGAUGAACUUCUCAUAGAUAAACGAUCCCUCAGUCCUGAUCAUGUUCAGGUUCGGAUCAAACUCAGACGACUUGUUGCCAAUUUUGCGGAAAAGUCUGCGACCACCACCGCCAUUUUCCUUAGCAUAGUAAAUGUACACGUUAUGGUCCUCACCAUCAACGGGUUUUUCCACAAAUGGCUUCUUGAUGGUUUCGCCAUCAACAUACAAAGUGUCGUCAUCUAGCAUCUUCCAGUCUGGCUCCGGCACCUCUGAAGUGUCCACUCCCAGCUUCUCCAGUUUGACCUUCAGCUCAUCGUCAACAAAGGGGCCGCCAUCUCUGGAAAUCACCAAUCUUUUUGGCGUAGGAACACCGGCCGCCUGCAGAAUUUGGAGACAAAGCCGUCUAUCCCAGAGCACUUUCUGCAUCACUAGAUCGUUGAUGGUGAACGGCUUGCGCAAUUUCUGGUACGCAAUUGCCUUGUCAAGAGGGAACCCGCUGGAGAAGAACGAGAUCAAAAAAUCGCAAGUUGGCCAGUUUUCAAUGGCUUCGUCCAAUAUUACCUUGUCACCAAAUAUGACGGUGUCGAACUCGCCGUUCUCGAUUAAACGGUUCAAAAUCUGCCUGCAUGGCUUGCUCAGCACCUUGUUGUCCAUUGCACACACACCAAUGAUUCCAAUCUUGGGCAAUUUCGGCCCAGACACCUCUGAAACGGAAAUAGACGACGUUCUGUUCUUAUGCUGUAAAUUGACUCCUGAACUCGAGGCAGAAACGCCGUUUGAUGAGGAAGCCGAUAGUGUUCUGCCAUCACUGAAAUUUAAUGCAUUUUCAGAGGUAACAGGGGAGCUUUCAGCUCCUGCAGUUUCGUGUUGCGGACUGCCCUGACUGUUGGGAGGCAUCUGGUGGCCAAUGCUUAACGAGCUGAUAUUCGACACAGUGCGGGAGAGAGCGUUGUUAGUCGGACUCAGCACCUCAGACUUGGAAAGAACAGGUACAAAAUCUUCCAAAAUAGGAGCAAUUGUGGCAAUGGCCCUUUUAUGCUGUUCCAAAGAAUGCGCAGUCAAAGGCACCGGGUCCAUAUCGUUUUCCUCGUCUUCUUCCUCUAUGGCAUUCAUGGAGUCCACAGAAGUGUUAGAGUGGCCCGAGUAUGUUCUUUCUGGCAAUGCGCCUAUCUCCUCGUGUUCUGUAUCGG
This is a messenger RNA of Ogataea polymorpha, 4595 nucleotides long. RefSeq names its product ribose-phosphate pyrophosphokinase. Gene Ontology annotation, molecular function: magnesium ion binding; ribose phosphate diphosphokinase activity. Gene Ontology annotation, cellular component: cytoplasm; ribose phosphate diphosphokinase complex. Gene Ontology annotation, biological process: ribonucleoside monophosphate biosynthetic process; purine nucleotide biosynthetic process; 5-phosphoribose 1-diphosphate biosynthetic process. Bases 75 to 1286 code for a protein of 403 amino acids. Lineage: Eukaryota; Fungi; Ascomycota; Pichiomycetes; Pichiales; Pichiaceae. The transcript has a single exon. The record is from RefSeq and is a predicted model, not a curated record.